This is a messenger RNA of Capsella rubella, 861 nucleotides long. RefSeq names its product putative cysteine-rich repeat secretory protein 13. Lineage: Eukaryota; Viridiplantae; Streptophyta; Magnoliopsida; Brassicales; Brassicaceae. The record is from RefSeq and is a predicted model, not a curated record.
AUGUGUCAUCGGUCCUCUCAUCGAAAGAAAAAAGGACAAAACAGAAAAGAAAACAAUUGUCCCAAACAAUGGUCUUCAAAUAUUAUUGGGUGGGUGCCUAUCUUGGCCUUGGUGGCCAUACAACUCCUCCUUAUACAGAACGUUUCUUCCCAGAAUGUAACCAAUGAGUAUUUGCACCACCAAUGCAACAAUACAUAAAGGACUGAUAUACGCUCCGAAGGGGAGUAUAUUCGAGAAAAUCUUAUUCAAGUCAUCCGUAACAUCUCUGGCCUCAAUCUUCGCCACGGUUACACCUACAACUCUAAUGUUGAAGCUUACGCAGUUAGUAAAGAUCCCAACAUUGUCUUCGUUUUGCUCCAGUGCCGCGGUGACUCUUACGGUUCCAAGUGCCACUCCUGCCUCCACACAGCCCUCUCUGGGCUUCGUGAGAGAUGUCCAAGAAAGAGAGGAGCAAUAAUAUGGUACGACCAAUGGGUUUUGGAGAUUUCUUCAUUCAAUACCGAGGGAAGGAUCCUUUACGAUAGUUGUUUCAGUAUGACCAACAUAAAGAACGUGAGCGGCGAUCCGAAUAAGUAAAAUAAAAGGAGGGAUCUCUUCCACAAGCUAAUGUUAGGAGCCACCAAGGAUACAGAUGAAAGAAACGAACCAUACGCAGUGGGAGAGACAAGAAUAAUAGGAGAAAAUAAGAUGUAUGCAAUGGUGCAAUGUGCAUUAGACUUAGGGUCCAACGGUUGCUAUGUGUGUCUAGAAUGGAUUAUGGGAAGGUAUGAAAGGUACUACUUCGACAAUAGACAAGGAGGGAGAGUUUUGGGUAGGAGUUGUAGCUUAAGGUAUGAGCUUUACCCUUUUCUUAGAAGGUAA